Nilaparvata lugens (brown planthopper) is the source of this 5519-nucleotide messenger RNA. RefSeq lists its product as uncharacterized. The coding region runs from base 72 to 1859 and encodes 595 amino acids. The transcript is spliced from 12 exons. The record is from RefSeq and is a predicted model, not a curated record. Gene Ontology annotation, biological process: meiotic cell cycle; male meiosis I; female meiosis I. Gene Ontology annotation, cellular component: nucleus; cytoplasm. Lineage: Eukaryota; Metazoa; Arthropoda; Insecta; Hemiptera; Delphacidae.
AUCACAUUGACAGAUCCGUAUCCCAGUUUCAGUCCAGUAGUUGCAGUCACUCUGCAAAAUAUGCUUUCGUAAUGGCACUAUCUGAAGUUUGUGGAGUAAGUUCAGUGAUUGGGAAUGGAUUGUCAUAUAAUCAGGGAGAGACUGGAUCAGAUGCAAUGGCAGCACUAUCUAAUUGGACUUGCGGCACAAAUGUUCGAUCAUCGAACUAUGACUUCCAAAACAACAUCGAUAUUGAGAUGUACAACUACGUUGACAAACUCUUGGAAGACAAAUCACCGAAUCAAUUUGACAAUAGCAUGCACGAAACUAAUAAUAGAAACAGUGACCAAUUGCAUUUCCCGGCAAAUGGUCAGAGUGAAACUUAUCUGAAUGGUAUCACACCAGUUGGACUGCAGUCUAUUAAUGACACUGCCAGGCCGUUUGAAGUGGAUGGGUUGAACAGUAUUUUGUCUGUAAACACAUCUCUGGAUUCUGUGCCGCAGCCAUUUGCAUCUGCCUCGCCUUUUUUGCAAGGAUUCAAUGGACAAGACGAAAAUUAUUUGGGUGCUCCUUCUUUCUAUAACCAGAAUAACUCCAAUGAUGCCCCUCUCCCCCAAGAACCAACACUUCAGAAUUUGAUUGACUAUAUCAAUCGAAGCUCAAAGCUAAUGAACGGAGAUGAAACCUCGAGUAUUGAUCAAUCAUAUAAGAUGGGAUUCCCUGCCGACCUGACCAACGGCUUCGACGACUGUAGCAAGCCUAGCAAUGGCGGCCUUGACCUGAAUGACCUGAAGGUCAGUCUGCCGCAACUGGCUCAGCUGAGCCUGGACCUGACCCCCCAUCCACCACCACCCGCACCAAAGACAAGUGACAGUGGCUCUUCUGUCCCUCCCCCUCCUCCCCACUUCUCGCCCAUCUCUGGUUUCCCGCGCAAUCUGCGGACCAAUGGACAUUUGCAGCAGAACUACAACGGCUCGCGUAUGAACGGCGACUCUCGCUCCUACGGUGACCACUACGCUAACAACGGCAACACUCACCCACACCAAAUGCUGAUGAACAACAAUGUGGAGAAGAUGCGUUACCCGGUGUCUGGGGGUGGCGGAGUUAUGCCAGGCUACCCACAACAGAUGGCUCCGCCCCAACAGAUGCCGCCUCCACAGAUGCCACCGCCUCCGCAGAUGUUGGGUCACUACCCGCGCCACCCUCAAGUGGACGGGCCCUUCGAGGGAGCGGGAGCAUGUCAGCCGCCUCCGCACCUCUUCCCGGCCGUCUAUCGCAACGGAGGCGUGCGGGGACGCAACGGGCCCGGCAGCGAUUUGCAUCUCAGUCUCGAACUGUGUUAUGAUCAGUUCAAACAGCUGGAGAAGGAGCGUAAGAAGACCGAGGCCGAACUAGCCCGCCACAACCUGGGCAAGAAGGUGUCAUCUGCCAACAACAUGCCAGUGCCCCGUCUGCCUCCCCAGCCCACACGCGUCGACAGGCUCAUCAUCGACCAGCUCAGGGAGCACACCAGGGUGAUCACACUGAUAGGCAAGAUGGAGCACCUGCUAGGUGGCAAUGGGGAUGACAAGAAGCGUAAGAUGCCUUGCAGUGUGUCUGAGACGAUGAACGAGUGGUCGCUUGCCAUCAGACGUGUGCAGCUGUAUCGUCGCCAGGAGAUAUCCAACAUCAGCCUCCGUCAGCCGCCUCAACCACAGGCACACCCCUUCAUGGGGGGCCCGCAUCACCGGCCUGACGAGAACGACAUCGUGAAACUGGGUAACAGCAUCAAAGAGCUGUGCGCUUCAACACGCAAGGCUAGGUCAUUCAUGUGGAUUGCUCUGUCAAUCACCCUGGACAGCAACAUCAGUCAGCCAACUGACGGCAACAAUGCCUCUUAGAUUCAUCACUUUCGACUCCUGAUCCAUCACUUUUGACUCCUGACACUUAUGACUUCUUCUGUACUUCAAGACAUCACUUGGGCAAGUAGAGUAUCUCACAACGCUACUUCCUUCUAUACGUCAACUUGAUUUACUCAUCGGCUUGAUCGACACCAUCUCCCUCGAUAAUUAUUCGAUAUCUGAUCGAUUCAUUCCUGGAUGAUUGUCAAAUUGAGCUACUUCACGUCACCUUUAUUACUUCAGUUUAAUCGAUACAAUCGACAACAUCUUCCUCGAUAAUUAUUCGAUAUCUGAUCGAUUCUUUCCUCGUUGAUUGUCAAAUUGAGCUACUCCACGUCACCUUUAUUACUUCAGUUUAAUCGAUACAAUCGACACCAUCUUCCUGGAUAAUAUUAUUCGAUAUAUGAUCGAUUUUUUUCAGGUUGAUCGUCAUAAAUUAUCCACCUCGAUAUUUCGAUAUGAUCAAUGAUUAACUUAUGUUUAAUCCUCACUUUUACCUAUCUUUAUCAAUAUUAUGUUUGAGUUUAAUAGUUAAUAUCAAACGAAAAUUCAAUUGAGUGUAAUAUUGUUAGAUUUGGCCUAUCCAGUAAGAUUGGAUAGUUUAAACUGAUUUAUCUUUAUGUAAUUGAUUUGAAUUUUGUCUACCCAACGUACUACUGUAUUACGUUAAUAGGGUUGGUUAUUGUUGUAUUUUAAAAGUGAUUAUCGACUGUUUUGAGCUGAUAUUCACUAGUUGAAUAGUUUUGAACUUAAAGGCCGUACUGUAUCAAAUAACUGCAACUUUUCAUCAUGCGAUACUGUUUUUAUUGUUUUGUCAUACUUGAAAAGUUAAAAAAGAUUCUAAUUUAGAUUCUUAAAUAAAAAUUGGAUAAUUUUAAAUCGGUCAAUAGAUUAUAAAUUAGCAUCGUCAGAGUGGCAAGUCUGCGCAAUUCACAAGCUGCUCACUGAAACGUUUUAAAUAUGAAAAUUUAUUUGUAGGAACUCUGAAUCAAAUUUCUAAUCCUCAAUUUAAAAAAAAAAUUAUUUUUGAAAAACAUGAAUUUUAGAUCAGCAUAAUAAUUACGAAUUUAGUAAAUUCGUACAAUGUUCAAGCUAUUUUAUUUGAAAACAUAACUGAAUCAAAUCGAUAAAAUAAAAUCUUUGAUCUUCAAUUUUUAACAAAAUUAACUUAUUUUUCAUCAGCAUCGUUACCGUUGCAAAUCUUAAAAAUUAAUUGAACUAUUUUAUUUGAAAACAUAACUGAAUCAAAUCGAUAAAAUAAAAUCUUUGAUCCUAAUUUUUUUACAAAAUCAACUUAUUUUUCAUCAGCAUCGUUACCGUUGCAAAUCUUGAAAAUUAAUUGAACUAUUUUAUUUGAAAACAUAACUGAAUCAAAUCGAUAAAAUAAAAUCUUUGAUCUUCAAUUUUUAACAAAAUUAACUUAUUUUUCAUCAGCAUCGUUACCGUUGCAAAUCUUAAAAAUUAAUUGAACUAUUUUAUUUGCAAACAAAUGAAUCAAAUCGAUGAAAUAAAAUCUUUGAUCCUAAUUUUUUUACAAAAUCAACUUAUUUUUCAUCAGCAUCGUUACCGUUGCAAAUCUUGAAAAUUAAUUGAACUAUUUUAUUUGAAAACAUAACUGAAUCAAACCGAUUAAAAUAAAAUCUGUGAUCCUAAAUUUUCUACAAAAUUAACUUAUUUUUCAUCAGCAUCGUUACCGUUGCAAAUCAUAAAAAUUAAUUGAACUAUUUUAUUUGCAAACAAAUGAAUCAAACCAAUUAAAAUAAAAUCUAUGAUCCUAAUUUUUAACAAAAUUAACUUAUUUUUCAUCAGCAUUGUCAUCGUUACAAAUCUUAAAUUUAUCAAGUUCGCUUUCAUGAUAUCUUGAAAAGGUGAACCGGAGCCUCAAGUCAAAAUCAAAAUUAAAUUUUAAUUUUUCAAAAUAUUAUUUCAUGAUGAAUAAGUAAUGGCUAAUAAGUAUACAGGAAGUGUGAUGAAAUGUUGCUUGCAUUGUACAGACGUGCCAUUGUUUUAUUUAAUCUUUAUUUUUCGCCGUUUCUUCUGUUGAUUGACUGAUUUUUGAAGUUUAUCAAUUUCAAGUGUUAAUUUCUCUUUGUUAUUGUUGAGAUUUAUCGACAGUCAACGAAACUUAAUAACGAUAUUAACUUAUAAUAUUUUCCCAAAGGUUUAUAACGAAUUUUCCCCACUUAUAAUUCAUAAUAUCAUGAAUGUUCGAGUAUCUUAAUACCCUUUAUGGGUGUCUUUUUGUAAAUGUCUAGCUUAUGGGAAGUUUAAAUCCCUAGAUUCCGGAUAGUCAAACAUUUUCUUAUUGUCAAUUUGCAUGAAUCGAUGUUAGUUGUUGAACUCCCCUUGAUGGCGUAGGAGCAAUUAAUAUUAGUCAUAUCUGUGCAAUUCAUGUAGGCCGGAACGAGAGUCUGUAAUUUAUUGUUGGGCAAAUUUCUGAUGAAAAGGUUUUUUCACAAGUUGGAGCCCUGAAAUUUGUUGAAACUUCUAACCUGAUGUGAUAAUAAAGAAAGUUUCAAUUACGGUUUGCUUCUAAAAAUUGAAUAAGAUUGUUAUCGCCAUUCGAUUGAAACUUCACGAAUCAAAAGUCAUUCUAAAAAUUUUCAUAUCCUUAGUGCUCAUAGAUGUGUAUGUUUCGGCGUGUUAAAAGCUAGUGAUUACAAUAUUAUAAUAGUCUAUUUGUCCUUCGAAUUAAUAUGCUCAAUUAAUAUGAUUUUUUAUUUUUAGACUACGAUUUUUCUAAUAUCACACCGUCAUUUAAAGUCUUAUUUUAAAUUUUUUGCAACUAAUGACUGAAAACUUGAAUUUUAAUCAAGUGCAUAAUUUUUAAUUAGAUUAUGGCUUAUAGCAUUUAAAAGUAUUACUUUGCUUUUGGAAAUCGGCCUUUUAUGAAAAUGGUUCUAUUUCAAUAAUGAUUUGUUAGUGCAAUAACAACGCUUUCUGAGUUCAUUUUGGAACAGUGUUAUUUUUAACUAGGUUUAUAGUUUUCCUCAUAUAGAUAGUGGAAUUAAUAUCAAAAUAAUCAGAUGUUGCAAAGCAAUAUAUAUUUGAAUUAGAUUUUUUGUACUUUUGUAUUAACACCAUCCAUGACUUAUCUACUACGUUGACUGUCUAAUUAAUAAAUGUUUUCAGCAUUCUAGAUGUUAGUUUGCUUUCCUAUAAUAAUAAAUUAUACGCUUUUCUCCAAUUUGGAGAAUCGUUUCAGUCUGCUACUAAACUAAUAUCAGGCUCCGAAGCCUACUUACUACUAUUUAGGUAAAGUUUAUUAGAUUUCCUUAGACAAUCCUGUUUUAAUAUGCAUGUGAUAUGAUGUAACAAGUAAUAAUAUAUAUAACAAUAUGAGACCAAAUUAUUAUGAGCCCUAGAAUAUUGAAGAACAUGUAAUUUUAAAAAACUGUUCUUAUUUUCUUCGUGAUGUUUGAACAGCCUUUGUGUAAUCGGGUUAGAUAGAAUAGUACAACAAUAAUUGUGUGGGUACAAUUGUUGAAAUUGGUGUGUCUUAUCAAACUUAAUCCAAUAAAUAUAUAUGAAACAAUAUUAUUAAUUUCACAUAUCCGUUCAGUUUUGGUAAACAAAUUUGAGCUUAGUGCAAUAAUUUUUCAUUUAAAUGAAACCUGCUCAACAAAUUUUAUCUUACAUAGAGCAAUACGAUUGGAGCUC